AUGUUUAAAAUAGUAAACGAAUCUGCCACCUUACAAUGUGAAAAAGACGGCCGUGGGAUAUGUGAUGUUGUGGGUGUCCAUCGCACCCAACUAAAUAUAGCAACUUCUCUACUAAGGUUUGUUCUCCGCUAUCUAGUAUGGGAGCUCGUGUCUCACAUUGCUCAGGAAUUUAAUCCGCAGGACUUAUUCAACUUUUUUUUAUCGUGUCGAACCCUGUAA
Molecule: messenger RNA, 219 nt
Organism: Pyricularia grisea
Lineage: Eukaryota; Fungi; Ascomycota; Sordariomycetes; Magnaporthales; Pyriculariaceae
Exons: 2
Coding region: 1-219 (72 amino acids)
Source: RefSeq, a predicted model, not a curated record